Ruditapes philippinarum (Manila clam) is the source of this 700-nucleotide messenger RNA. RefSeq lists its product as uncharacterized. The record is from RefSeq and is a predicted model, not a curated record. NCBI's taxonomy places the organism in Eukaryota, Metazoa, Mollusca, Bivalvia, Venerida, Veneridae.
UAUUAGUGUUGUGAAUCAUUUUUAGCUUGUUUGUGAUUCUGUCAUUUUAACUUUAAACAACUACAGUGUAUUAUAUAUGAUGUUCAUUUCUGAAAGCCAGUAAUUUGUGGAAAGUUUAAACUCCAUAUAAGAUUACAACAAUUUCUGAAGAGUUCAUAAAUUGUUUAUGUACUUCUGACUAAAUAUAGAAACUGAUUAAUAAUUUAGAUUGAUAAUGGUAAUAAAAUAUUGGACAUGGUAUGGAUUACAGACCAGACAAGGUUAUGAAUGACUUGUCCAAAACGAAUUUCUUGUAUCUACACUACACAUUUAAAAGACAGCACAGCAAAGAGGCUAUGUUACAAAAGAACAAGACGGCAGCAACACACAUACGUAGACCAAUAUCAGGGACGAGUUCGAGACCUCGACGAUGUAUGUCCGAAGGAGAGAGGAUGUGCGAGGACGGUUCCUGUAUAGCAAGAGUCGAACUAUGUCCGGAAGAGCAGCUGAUGAACCAGAAUACAAUACUGAUCAUGAUCAUUGUGGGGCUUGCAGUGGUUGUGUUCCUUGCUAUACUCUACUGUUUCCAGAAACGACAACAACAAGCCAACAGACAAUUAGGUGGAGACUCGGGAAUGUCUGAUGACUGUGAUAAUGAAUCUCUUUAUGCUCCACCACCUGCAUAUGAGGAAGUUGUCAAUAGUAACAUGUAUCCUGCCAC